Spodoptera frugiperda (fall armyworm) is the source of this 6724-nucleotide messenger RNA. Its product is annotated as phospholipid-transporting ATPase ABCA1. NCBI's taxonomy places the organism in Eukaryota, Metazoa, Arthropoda, Insecta, Lepidoptera, Noctuidae. Bases 327 to 5534 code for a protein of 1735 amino acids. The transcript has 32 exons. The record is from RefSeq and is a predicted model, not a curated record. Gene Ontology annotation, molecular function: ATP binding; ATP hydrolysis activity; lipid carrier activity. Gene Ontology annotation, biological process: lipid transport; transmembrane transport. Gene Ontology annotation, cellular component: intracellular membrane-bounded organelle; membrane.
AUGAAUUGAAGUAGCACUUUGGCUGUCCGGUAGUAUCUUCUGUCGAAUUUUAAUUAAGCGUCUGACGCGAGUACGAACGAAUAGGAGUGUUAGUUAUUGUAUAUCAUGAUAGGAGUGCUACACAAUGUAACUAGUACCAACGUUAUACGAGAUUAGCUAGUGGUACCUAUAAUUAUUUUUACAAAUAAGCAAAUCUAUGAACACUAGUCUUAAGAUAAGAUAAAUAGGUACAUGAUUGUGUCGUAGAUAAGUUUUCACGGAUGUUCUAUUUGUAAUUGGAGUUUCCCAUUAAUUAUUUUUUGGAGGCAGACGCCAUCGCCUUAAAAAUGCGGCUGGUACCGAAGCAGGCGAGCCCCUUCGCAAAGUUCCGGCUGCUGAUGUGGAAGAACUUCCUGCAGCAAUGGAGGCACAGAACGCAAACAGUCCUCGAAAUUCUACUCCCAGUUCUCACCAUGACGCUGGUGCUAAUCCUACGAUGGCAGAUAGAACCAGCAGAAAGAGAAACACAAACCUACCCGCCUUUCAGAGCAAACACACUCAACUUUUCCACUGUUGUACUGUUUGGUCUGGAUUGUCCUAAUGUAUCUAUUGCCUAUUCACCAACUAGUCCUGUGUUAGAAGAUGUAGUUAGAAAUGCAAUUACUAAUUUAUUAAUACAGAACAUGGAAGAUUUAAUUGCUAGGUUACCAAUAGAAAUAGAGUUACCACCCACUAUUGAAAUAAAUUCUACCGCUAUACUUGACUGGAUAAAAUCUCGUAUAAGGGUACAAGCUUAUAAUAAUAGUAAUGAAACAAGAGGGAUUUAUAUAGAAGAAGAAAAUACACGAAGGGUUAUAGCGGUCGUAGAGUUUGACGAUAAACUAUACGGCGCAGAAUCAUUGUCCAAUAAUUUGUCGUACUCUCUGAGAUUCCCCGAGAGACCUCGUCUUAAUUCGUUAUUCCAAACUGGAGGUCGCACUUGGAGGACAGACGCAGUUUUCCCUGUUUUCGAAACGCCUGGUCCUCGAUUUUCGAAGUCUUGGGAAGGUGGAAACGAUCCAGGUUACGUAAACGAAAUGUUCAUAGCACUACAACAAGUUAUUUCAACGGAGUUGAUAGCGAGGUCGACAGGAGUGAACAUGAGUGAGUUCACAGUGUUCCUGCAGAGAUACCCUCACCCGCCGUACAUCAGGGACAUGGCGCUUGACCUUCUGCAGUUCAUGUUCCCUAUGUUCAUCAUGUUGAGCUUCAGUUACACUGCAAUCAACAUUACGAGGGCGGUCACGGUAGAAAAGGAAUUGCAACUAAAGGAAACGAUGAAAAUAAUGGGUCUCCCUACAUGGUUGCAUUGGACUGCAUGGACCUGUAAACAGUUUGUUUUCUUGUUAGUAUCCGCAAGUCUGACAGUGAUACUUUUAAAAAUAAAUUGGUUCACGAACGAAGACGGUUUCAGUGAGUACACGGUGUUUACUAACACGCCUUGGACAGUCUUGAUGUUUUUCACGAUGCUGUACUUAACUUGCGUGAUAUUUUUCUCAUUUAUGAUGAGCAGCUUUUUCUCUAAAGCUAGUACAGCAGCGUUGUGCACUGUAGUUGUCUGGUUCCUCACAUACAUCCCUGCCUUCCUCCUGGCAAUGGACAUCGAAAUGUCUACAACAGUCCAGGUCUUUACAUGCCUCAGUAUUAAUUCUGCGAUGUCUUAUGGAUUCCAGCUUUUGCUUGCCAAGGAAAGUACUGGAGGCUUGCAGUGGGGCGACUUCAUGUCGGCACCAGGGACGGACUCUAAUCGCUUCGUGUUCGGCCACGUGGUCAUCAUGUUAGUGGUGGACUGCUUCGUCUACAUGCUCGUCACCCUCUACUUCGAACAAGUGAUGCCUGGACCAUUUGGCACGCCCAAACGCUGGUACUUCCCGUUCCAGUUGCGAUUUUGGUUCCCUCAUUAUAAACCAGGUACAGUUUUGGUUUUGGAAAAUGAAAACAGUGAAUUUGAAGACAUCAUAAAGGAAAAAGAACCCAAUGAACACGAAGUGGGCGUUAAAAUGAAUAAUUUAACAAAAAUCUUUGGAGCUAACACUGCGGUCAACAAUUUGUCUUUGAAUAUUUACGACGAUCAAAUCACAGUAUUACUUGGACAUAAUGGUGCUGGGAAAUCGACCACAAUAUCAAUGUUGACAGGUAAUUUGGAGGUAACCCGGGGUACUGUGACUGUCGCGGGAUAUGACAUGACACACGAAACUUAUGCGGCUCGUGCCCAUAUCGGCUUAUGUCCCCAACACAAUGUACUGUUUAACGAACUCACUGUCAGAGAACAUUUGGAAUUCUUUGCCAGGUUGAAAGGAUUUCGUGGGGCAGAGCUCAAAUCUGAGAUUGAUACUCUUAUAGAAAAAUUGGAACUACAAGACAAGCGAGACUAUCCCUCUAAUGGUUUGUCUGGAGGUCAAAAGCGACGUUUAUGUGUUGGAAUAGCUUUAAGUGGAGCAGCACGUGUGGUACUACUCGAUGAACCUACUUCUGGAAUGGAUCCUUCUUCUCGACGAGCUCUUUGGGAACUUCUACAGAAGGAGAAGAAAGGUCGAUCGAUGAUCUUGACGACACAUUUCAUGGACGAAGCUGAUAUUCUCGGUGACCGCGUGGCAAUUAUGGCGCAAGGCCGCCUGCAGUGUGUGGGUUCACCUUAUUUCCUGAAACGUCAUUAUGGCGUCGGAUACACUCUGGUAGUCGUUAAGGACGAUGACUUUGACUUCGAGGAAUGCACUAGACUUAUAAAUAAAUACAUUCCAGACACGGUUGUCAAGGAAGACCGCGGUACGGAAAUUACUUAUAACUUAAUCAACGAUUAUUCAUACGCUUUUGAAGAAAUGCUGAACGAUUUGGAAUGUAAUAUGGAAAAGAUUAAAUACAAAAACUAUGGUUUAACUGCUACUACUUUAGAGGAUGUGUUUAUGUCAGUCGGUUCGGACUUGGCACCAGUAAAUAAUUCAGAUAACGAUGACGCUGUUACUACUACGACGGACUCGACCAUUGACGACAUUUUGAAACACGAACUUGAUUCGUCUUUGGAAGAAUUGGAUAGAGACGAAAGUAGUGUGACCGGUUUCCGAUUGCUAUGUCAGCAAGUAUUAGCAGUGUGGAUGAAGAAGGGGCUGACACUGAUUCGGUCACCUUGGUUGAUGAUCUUGCAGUUCUUCGCUCCCGUCAUACUCAUCAAUGCCACGCUUGGAGUUAUGCGAUACGUGAUGUCCUUAACCCCAACUAUAAGAUCAAGAUUUCUAUCAUUGACUGAGGGAUUCACGAGUACAGAAACCCUGUUAAGUUUCAACGGUACAUUAGGAUCGUCUGUCGGCGCUAUCGCGGCAGCAGCAUACGAGAUGAUGUUCACGGCCUCAGACGUGGAAAACAUGGGCGUGACUCACAUUGGGAACGUACCCAUGGACGAGUAUUAUCUAAAUAGGACGAUGGAUCCAGUGGUGAUGGGGCAGUUACGUCACCAGAUCCUGAUUGGUUCCACUUUCGACGAUAACAAUGCGACACUUUGGUUCAGUAACUUCGGUUACCACGACGUCGCUAUAGCUCUAUCUACCUUCCACUCAGCUUUUCUUAGAGCAUUCAACUCUACUGCGCAGCUUAACGUUUACAAUCAUCCAUUGGAGGCUACUUAUAGAGACCAGACGGACAUGCAGAUGAUGAUUGCCAUGCUCUCCAUGCAGCUGUCUUCUGGUAUUGGUAGCAGCGUCAGUAUCGUCAGUGCUGUAUUCAUCAUGUUCUUUAUUAAGGAGCGCACAUCUGGCGCUAAGCUGUUACAGAAGGCCGCGGGAGUACAACCUGCAGUGCUGUGGGGUAGUGCUGCUGUCUUCAACUGGGCUUGGUUCCUGAUCACCUGUGUUUCCAUAGUAAUCACGUGUGCCGCUUUCCAAGUUAUUGGACUGUCCACUGCUCAAGAAUUAGCUCGAAUGUACUUGUGCGUGAUGCUGUACGGUGCUGCGAUGUUGCCGCUGGUGUACAUCCUGUCGUUUGCGUUCAAUGGACCUGCUGUUGGCUUCGUCGGUUAUUACUUUAUGAACGUGCUUUUUGGUAUGAUGGGUGCACAAAUAGUGGAAGCACUGUCUUCUCCUCAGCUGAACACAGCGGAAGCUGCGAAUAUACUCGACUACAUAUUACAGUUCUUCCCGCUUUACAGUUUAAUCACUGCAGUCAGAUUUUUGAACCAAGUUGGGCUGCGUGAAUACACUUGUCUACAAAUGUGCGAGUACUAUCAAGCUGUGUCGCCUAACCUUCAGUGCACCAUGGAAAGCUUAUGUUCACGCAACGAAGAAUGCUGUGUCGAGCCGAAUGUUUAUUUCAAAUGGAAUCAGCCGGGCGUAUCGCGAUACUUGACAAGUAUGAUUAUAUCCUGCAUCGUGUUCUGGACGAUUCUUAUGAUCAUCGAGUACAGAGUCUUCCAGAAGUUAUGUACGAUCAAGAAGACCCCACCACCUCUAGACGAGAGUAUACUGGACGAGGACGUGCAAAAAGAGGCGCAGCGCGCGCGCAACGUGCUGCCCUCGCAACGCUACGAGCAUGCGCUGAUCGCCAACGAUCUCUCCAAGUACUACGGAAAACAUCUUGCCGUAAAUCAAAUCUCAUUUGGCGUUAACGACGGUGAAUGUUUCGGUCUGUUGGGUGUAAACGGUGCCGGUAAGACUACCACCUUCAAGAUGUUAAUGGGUGACGAGUCUAUCUCAAGCGGUGAAGCGUUUGUUAGUGGACACUCUGUCGAGAAAAGUCUUGGCAAAGUACACCAGAAUAUCGGUUACUGUCCCCAGUUCGAUGCUUUGUUUGGUGAGCUCACGGGCCGUGAGACGCUACAUAUGUUUGCUAUGAUGAAGGGUCUGCGUUUACGCAGUGCUGCACCAACCGCUGAAACAUUAGCACAUGCACUCGGUUUCCUCAAACAUCUUGACAAAAGGGUAAAUCAAUAUUCAGGAGGAACGAAAAGAAAGCUAAACACGGCGAUAGCAUUCUUGGGACGAACGCGUCUUGUGUUCGUGGAUGAGCCCACCACUGGAGUAGAUCCUGCCGCUAAGCGACAUGUAUGGCGAGCAACGCGUGGGGUACAGCGCGCUGGCCGCGGCGUAGUGCUGACGUCACACAGCAUGGAGGAGUGCGAAGCUCUUUGCUCACGGCUCACUAUCAUGGUCAACGGACGAUUCCAGUGUUUCGGCACACCGCAACAUCUUAAGAACAAAUUUUCUGAAGGAUUUACGUUAAUUAUUAAGAUGAAAAUGGAAGACAGAGACAAUGACACUGCUUCGAUAAACAGCUCACGUAGUGUAGUGGACACUGUCAAAGAAUAUGUUACUCAAAACUUCCAGAAUCCACGUAUCAUGGAGGAAUACCAGGGACUCCUGACAUACUACCUUCCAGACCGUAGUAUGGCAUGGUCACGGAUGUUCGGCAUUAUGGAGCGUGCUAAGAGGGACUUGGAGAUUGAAGACUACAGCAUCUCACAGACUACACUAGAACAAAUAUUCCUACAGUUUACAAAGUACCAGCGACAAGCAUUCGAAUUACUAUAGUGAACAGUUUCGUAGUUUAGAGGUAAUUCGUUACAUAUCCCACAUUGGGGAUCUGAUAAUUCGGGGACAUGCUCUCUGGUAAUAUUAUGCGUGAGUGCAUAGUUUCAUAUAUUAGAAUACAAGCAGUGCAAUGCCACUUCUGUACCAGUAUGACAUCACUGAUGAGUCUCGCUCUAGUCGAUAAAAUUGUAGCAAAAAUUGUUACUAACAUUUUAUUGUAUAGUUCUAGGAAGUUAAAGUGCUAAAAAGAAUUAGGUACACCGGCUUCUGUUUGUAUACGAGAAACAUUUUUCCAUAUAAUCGUCUUAUAUUUGGGCUGGAAACCCAACAUAUUUAUAAACCUAGUUGGAUAAAUUAAUUAAGUAGUCAAAGUAGUAGUUUAGUUAUCAUAAAUGUCGUCUCAACAACUACUUGUACAUUGUAGUUAGAGGAGAGGUCUGGAGGUAAGCCCCAACGGCCGGAUCGUACGCAUUCCGUAUGACGUCACCAGCACGCAACGCAUGUAGGCAUUGCUGAUGAUGCGGUCCGUACGAUGCGGAUGGCCGGUGUUGUAUGAAUUUCUAUACAAGACAAACUAAAAUCCGUUGCGUCCGAUGCGGGGCUGUAGAUGCAAACCUUAAUAGUGAGACCGUUUGCUUGUCACGAUUAUUUUAUAAAUGUUUGCAUAAUGUACAAGCUACAGUGGCAAGUAUUGUACGUAUCUGAAUUACGAGUAAAUAAAUGUACCGUACCUAUAUUAGUUGUAAUUAUAAUGACAUUCCAUGACCUCUUUUCGAGAUUUACGAAAGGGAAAUGAAACGAGGCUAUUUGGACUGAUUUUAUUGUCCUACCAUAUUAAUGUACCAAAUCGCUUUUGUAAAUAACUAAUUAAAUAAUUUCAUACUGCUUUACAAAAAUUACAUCUUGUAAACAAAGAUAUGCUCAAGCGCUUAUCUAGCGCCAAUUUUGCGUUAAUAUGAUGUAAAUAAUAAUAAUAUGUAUGUACCUAAUAUGAAAUUUGUUUUUUAACUUAAUAUAUAAAUAAACUUUUUUACUUUCAUACCAAAAAUCUGUAGUACUUUAGAAAAAGUAUUUGUGAUGUGUGUAACUAUUUUGUUUUAGUUUUAAAUUAAUUUAUUUGUAACGUAUUUGUGAUCAAAUAGAUUGUUAGAUAAUGUGUAAAUGCAAUAAAUAAAUAUGUACCAAUCAUA